Messenger RNA from Histoplasma mississippiense, 273 nucleotides. RefSeq lists its product with no specific name. The record is from RefSeq and is a predicted model, not a curated record. The coding region runs from base 1 to 273 and encodes 90 amino acids. The transcript has a single exon. Lineage: Eukaryota; Fungi; Ascomycota; Eurotiomycetes; Onygenales; Ajellomycetaceae.
AUGCAACCAUCAGACUCAAAAUGUGUCAAGAGGCCAUGGACUGCGCACCGUAGCCUCGUGCAGAUGCGUUAUCGACGGAAAUGCACACUCCGACGUAUGCUGCGUAGCUACUUCGACGACUGCCAUUGCAAUGGUGUCUACCUUCUCAUCCAUGAAGACAACCGAUACUUUACAAUUAAUUUCAGCAAGCCUGAUGGUUCGGGCAGCCACUUUCCACCAUCGGACAAAGAUAUAGUAAGUGUUAUAUCCGGUGCCACCCAGGAAGUACUCUGA